Saimiri boliviensis boliviensis (Bolivian squirrel monkey) is the source of this 3125-nucleotide messenger RNA. It is a transcript of the gene PABPC4, whose product is annotated as poly(A) binding protein cytoplasmic 4. The record is from RefSeq and is a predicted model, not a curated record. Gene Ontology annotation, molecular function: RNA binding. NCBI's taxonomy places the organism in Eukaryota, Metazoa, Chordata, Mammalia, Primates, Cebidae.
CUCUCUCCGCCCCGGGUCGCCGCCGCCUCCGUCGCUUUCGGGCUCCGCAGCCUGAGGAAAAAAAGAGAAAAAGAUAAAAAAAAUCCGAAAACGCUUCAAAAUCCUUAAAAAAAAAAAAAGGGGGGGAAAGAAAAAGCGAGUCCUCGGAGAACCCGCGGGGAAGUCACUUUCGCACGCUUCCGGCCUGCCCCGCGCCCGUCGCCGCCGCGCUUGGCGUCCAUCGGUCUCCGUCGGUCCCGGGGUGAGCCGCCCGCCCGGCCCGCCGCGCCCUCCGCCCCCUCCGCCCGCCCGAGCCCCGCGCCGGCCCCGCGCACCACGUGUCCGCGCUGCCCUUCGCCGCCCGCCUGGGGCUCGCGGAGUCGGCGCCCACAAAGAUUUGGUUUCUCUCUGCCCCGGCGGUUGUAAUCUUAAACCGCCGGAGCCCGAGGCCUAUAUUUAUAGAGAAACGCGUGUCCGAGGCCGCCGUGGGCAGCGUCCGGUCGCUUCUUAUACCCUUCGGAAGGGGAUUCCCCAUUUAAUUUUUCUUCCUACUUUGAUUUUUUGAAAUUUGGAGCUUCGCACCAGGACCGCGGAGAAGUGCAAAGUCGCGGGGAGGGCCGUAUUGUGCGGAGAGCCUUUUGUCUGCGGUGCCGCGGCCGUGGGAGCCGGCCCCCGCCUCGCGUUUCCGUCCAGUCUCCGAGCCCGCCGACUCCAGCUCAUCCUCGCCGGUGCCACCUGUGAGCCGCGGCGCGGGCCCCGGCUCCGAGGGCGCCCCUUUUGUCCUGCGGCGAGCCGGAUAAGAAGUCCUCCUGGCGGGGCUCGGGGUGGUGGGGGGCGGGGAGAUGAACGCUGCGGCCAGCAGCUACCCCAUGGCCUCCCUGUACGUGGGCGACCUACACUCGGACGUCACCGAGGCCAUGCUGUACGAAAAGUUCAGCCCCGCGGGGCCUGUGCUGUCCAUCCGGGUCUGCCGCGAUAUGAUCACCCGCCGCUCCCUGGGCUAUGCCUACGUCAACUUCCAGCAGCCGGCUGAUGCUGAGCGGGCUUUGGACACCAUGAACUUUGAUGUGAUUAAGGGAAAGCCAAUCCGCAUCAUGUGGUCUCAGAGGGAUCCCUCUUUGAGAAAAUCUGGUGUGGGAAACGUCUUCAUCAAGAACCUGGACAAAUCUAUAGAUAACAAGGCACUUUAUGAUACUUUUUCUGCUUUUGGAAACAUUCUAUCCUGCAAGGUGGUGUGUGAUGAGAACGGCUCGAAGGGUUAUGCCUUUGUCCACUUCGAGACCCAAGAGGCUGCUGACAAGGCCAUCGAGAAGAUGAAUGGCAUGCUCCUCAAUGACCGCAAAGUAUUUGUGGGCAGAUUCAAAUCUCGCAAAGAGCGGGAAGCCGAGCUUGGAGCCAAAGCCAAGGAAUUCACCAAUGUUUAUAUCAAAAACUUCGGGGAAGAGGUGGAUGAUGAGAGUCUGAAAGAGCUAUUCAGUCAGUUUGGUAAGACCCUGAGUGUCAAGGUGAUGAGAGAUCCCAACGGGAAAUCCAAAGGCUUUGGCUUUGUGAGUUACGAAAAACAUGAGGAUGCUAAUAAGGCUGUGGAAGAGAUGAAUGGAAAAGAAAUAAGUGGGAAAAUCAUAUUUGUAGGCCGUGCACAAAAGAAAGUAGAACGGCAGGCAGAGUUAAAACGGAAAUUUGAGCAGUUGAAACAGGAGAGAAUUAGUCGGUAUCAGGGGGUGAAUCUCUACAUUAAGAACUUGGAUGAUACUAUUGAUGAUGAGAAAUUAAGGAAAGAGUUUUCUCCUUUUGGAUCAAUCACCAGUGCUAAGGUAAUGUUGGAAGAUGGAAGAAGCAAAGGGUUUGGCUUCGUCUGCUUCUCAUCUCCUGAAGAGGCAACCAAAGCAGUCACUGAGAUGAAUGGACGCAUUGUGGGUUCGAAACCACUGUAUGUUGCCCUGGCCCAGAGGAAGGAAGAGAGAAAGGCUCACCUGACCAACCAGUAUAUGCAACGUGUGGCUGGAAUGAGAGCACUUCCUGCCAAUGCCAUCUUAAAUCAGUUCCAGCCUGCAGCGGGUGGUUACUUCGUGCCAGCAGUCCCACAGGCUCAGGGAAGGCCUCCCUAUUAUACACCUAACCAGUUAGCGCAGAUGAGGCCUAAUCCACGCUGGCAGCAAGGUGGGAGACCUCAAGGCUUCCAAGGAAUGCCAAGUGCUAUACGCCAGUCUGGGCCUCGUCCAGCUCUUCGCCAUCUGGCUCCAACUGGUAAUGCUCCGGCCUCUCGUGGCCUCCCUACUACCACUCAGAGAGUCGGGUCUGAGUGCCCGGACCGCUUGGCUAUGGACUUUGGUGGGGCUGGUGCCGCCCAGCAAGGGCUGACUGACAGCUGCCAGUCUGGAGGCGUUCCCACAGCUGUGCAGAACUUAGCGCCACGCGCUGCUGUUGCUGCUGCUGCUCCCCGGGCUGUUGCCCCCUACAAAUACGCCUCCAGUGUCCGCAGCCCUCAUCCUGCCAUACAGCCUCUGCAGGCACAGCCUGCGGUCCAUGUGCAGGGGCAGGAGCCACUGACUGCCUCCAUGCUGGCUGCAGCACCCCCCCAGGAACAGAAGCAGAUGCUGGGAGAACGCUUAUUCCCACUCAUCCAAACAAUGCAUUCAAACCUGGCUGGAAAAAUCACGGGAAUGCUGCUGGAAAUCGACAACUCUGAGCUGCUGCACAUGUUAGAAUCCCCUGAGUCUCUCCGCUCCAAGGUAGAUGAAGCUGUAGCAGUUCUACAGGCUCAUCAUGCCAAGAAAGAAGCUGCCCAGAAGGUGGGCGCUGUUGCUGCUGCUACCUCUUAGACAAGAAAAAACCGAUUCAAAAGCCAAAUAACCCCUCAUGGAAUUCAGCUCAAGGUUUGAAGACUUCCUAGCUUGUCCUAUGGACCUCAACACCAAGAACUACAAAUUGCAAAUUUAAUAGGUCAUUUUGUAUCAAAAGGUCAAUUAUGAAGCACCUAGAAUUUUUCAAUUAUACGAAUAUAUUCUCUGGGUUCUGCUGUGGCCCAGACAGUGUUAACUUUUUUUUUUUCUAUUGUGGGUUUUGAUUUUUCCCCCCAGAAAUUGGUUUUAUUUGAUGUACCCAAGUCUUACGUUUCUCAAUAAAGAAAAAAAAUCUCCAUAAAA